Grosmannia clavigera kw1407 is the source of this 1194-nucleotide messenger RNA. Its product is annotated as shikimate 5-dehydrogenase. The coding region runs from base 1 to 1194 and encodes 397 amino acids. The transcript has a single exon. Lineage: Eukaryota; Fungi; Ascomycota; Sordariomycetes; Ophiostomatales; Ophiostomataceae. The record is from RefSeq and is a predicted model, not a curated record. Gene Ontology annotation, cellular component: cytoplasm.
AUGUCUCUGCACGUCCUCUCCGACGGCGACGUGCGCAGCCUGCUGGCCAGCCUUGACGCGGCCGCGCUGGAGGACCUCUUCAGCGCCCUCGGUGACGCUUUGCAGGCCUAUUCUGUCGGCGACGAGAAGCAGUACCAAUGUCAUCGUCAGGGUGUCACGCGGCCAGGCGGGCCGACCAUGCUGUUCAUGCCGGCGACGCUGGCUGAUGGCGUGUCUGUCAAGGUGGUUGGUGUGCCGCUGCCCGCGCCAGCAUCGAUGCCAGUGUCAUCGCCAUCACCAUCACCAUCACCAUCCACUCCCAAAGGUCUCACCGGCGUCGUCCUCAUCUGCGACCAGGACGGCCGCGCCAUCGGUCUGCUGAAUGCCGCCGCCUUGACCGCUUUCCGCACCGCUCUCGGCUCCAUCCUGCUGUAUCGCCACCGCGCCACCACCGCCCGGAUCGUCGUCUUUGGCGCCGGCAAGCAGGCCCUCUGGCACAUCCGUCUGGCCCUGGUGCUGCGACGCGCCGACAUCGCCGCUGUCACUAUCGUCAACCGGUCGGCCGCACGCGCGGCUGAGCUUGUGGCCGAACUGCGCGCCAUGGACGAGGCCCAGCAGGGGAGUGCCGACGCUACGCUCCACCACGUCGCCUUCCGGGUGCUGUCCCCCGAGGCCGCCGACGUCGAGGCCGUCCGAGAGGCCGUCCAGCAGGCCGACGUCGUCUUCUGCACCACCCCGUCGACCUCCCCCGUCUUUCCGGCCGCAUGGCUGACUGGUGCGGCUGUCGAAGGAAAACCGAAGACCCGCUUCAUCUCGGCUAUCGGCUCCUACAAGCUCGAUAUGCAGGAACUCGACCCCGUCCUGCUGCAUACCAUCGCCACCGACGACAUAUUUCCGGCUUCCUACAGGCCACCCACCGCCAUCGACGUCACCGGCAGCACCAUCGUGGUAGAUAGCCGUGAUGCCUGCGCCGUCGAGGCCGGCGAGCUCGUCAAGGCUGACCUCCCCGACGGCCAUCUCCUCGAAACCGGCGAGCUGCUGCACAUGCGCAGCACUCUGAGUGCCUUAGAGGAUCGACAGCUCGCCGCCUGGCUGUGCGAUGGAAAUGUCGUCUACAAGAGCGUCGGCAUCGGCAUCAUGGACCUCUCUAUCGGCCGGGCCCUCCUCGAGCUCGGGGCAGCACGCGGUGUAGGCACGACGAUUGCCCACUUCUAG